This is a messenger RNA of Rhodotorula toruloides NP11, 426 nucleotides long. Its product is annotated as Histone H3. Gene Ontology annotation, cellular component: nucleosome. Bases 1 to 426 code for a protein of 141 amino acids. Gene Ontology annotation, molecular function: structural constituent of chromatin; DNA binding; protein heterodimerization activity. The transcript has 4 exons. The record is from RefSeq and is a predicted model, not a curated record. NCBI's taxonomy places the organism in Eukaryota, Fungi, Basidiomycota, Microbotryomycetes, Sporidiobolales, Sporidiobolaceae.
AUGGCUCCCAAGAAAGUUACCGCAAAGGCAGCCACCGGCGGAAAGGUGCCGCGCAAGCAGCUUGCCGCCAAGGCUGCCCGCAAGCAACCGCCUGCGCCCGGCGUUGGAGGUGUCAAGAGGCCUCACCGCUACCGCCCCGGAGCCGUCGCCCUCCGCGAGAUCCGUCGCUACCAGAAGUCGACCGAGCUCCUCCUGCAGAAGACGCCAUUCAGGCGGCUCGUCCGCGAGAUCCUCGAGAGCGUGAUGGGCAAGACAGAAAUCAGGUGGCGCGCCUCUGCGAUGGAGGUGCUGCAGGAGGCGGCCGAGGCGUAUCUCGUCUCGCUGUUCGAAGAUACGAAUCCCGCCGCAAUCCAUGCCAAGAGGGUCACGAUCCAGCCGAAGGUUGAGUGCCGCCGCCCCCCUUCUUUGCCUCACGACUGGCACUGA